AUGGAUAUACCGAUGGAUACGGUUAUGGAUUGCGUGCGGAUGGAGAAAACGAGGGUGAGAAAAUCGUGGAAGCGCGGGAAAGGGCUGGUCCAUGAAUCACGGGUCAGGUCACGGCGUGCUGGGAACCGAUCGACCAGUGUGCCGGUCUCGUCAAUGAGGCAUCGUCCACUUGUCGUCGCUGUUGCCGUUGUCAUCGCAGGGUGCACACCACCUGAUCACCACGGGCGCCGUCGUCUCGAAGAGAGAGCCAAGCUGCCCUGGCUGCAUGGAACAAAAAGCGGUCUGGAGGCGGUUUUUCUAGAAGGUUUGGAAUAUGCACGCCCUUAUGCAACCAUAUUUUGGUGGGAUGGAGCAUCAGAUGCCCCCACAGGCAAC
Neurospora tetrasperma FGSC 2508 is the source of this 375-nucleotide messenger RNA. RefSeq lists its product as uncharacterized. The record is from RefSeq and is a predicted model, not a curated record. The transcript has a single exon. NCBI's taxonomy places the organism in Eukaryota, Fungi, Ascomycota, Sordariomycetes, Sordariales, Sordariaceae. The annotation marks the transcript as partial.